GCUACCAUGUCUCUCGUCCAGGGCUACUCAUCCGACGAAGACGACGGCGUUCGCGUGCCCACGAACGAUGCUUUCGGUCUCGCCAACCUACCAGUGGCAAAAAAGCUGCGCGUCGAAGACUCGCAGCCCUCUACGUCUCUUGUACCAACAUCAGCGCCCGAUGUGCUUGCGGAGGACCCAUUGCACCAAUCAACCUUGGUCACUCGGCCCACGGACACACAAAUCCAUGUCAAUAUUCCGUACCAAGACAUGAUGCUGCCCGUGCAAGGGCCGGAGAACCCUUUCGGUGACCGGAACAGGUUUCUCAACCAGAACGCGCUCGCCGGACACGUAGAGGAGCAGUCUAUGUCAGAGCAUGCGUUCCGACAGCAAUACCUGACGCAUUCCAUCCUUGGCUACUCAGCCAACCCUUCGGUGGACCCCAAUGCACCCGCGAUCCUUGGUUCUGUCGAGAAGGCGCAAGAGAACGGCUUCGCUACCAUCGGCAUGACGAAGGCACCGAAGGCGAAGAAGAACGAGCUCAAGCGGAAGCGGAAACCGAAGGGUGACUUGGAUGUGGUGGACGGCGAGGGUGCGUAUGAGGGACCGUGGGCGACGUGGUCGGGCGACAGGCUCGACACGGCUGUGCCUGAUGCCGCAGGUGCCGCGGGGGAGUCCGAAGAGGAGGAGGAGGAGGAAGAGGAGGAAGAGGUCCAGCCGAGGAAGGCGAAACCGAAACGCGGCGCACCCGGGUUGGAGUCGACCGUGUUCCAUGGCAAGUCCAUGCACGACUACCAGGGCCGGACGUACAUGCACCCACCACUCUCCGAGGCGCCGCAACUGCAGCAGGAGCCAGGGUCUCAAGAAUGCUUUAUACCCAAGGUUUGCAUCCAUACCUGGACAGGGCAUACGGGAGGCGUCUCCGUCGUCCGCUCGUUCCCCAACACUGGUCAUCUGCUCCUAAGUGGGUCGAUGGACACCAAGAUCAAGCUUUGGGAUGUGUACACCCAUGGCAACUGCCUUCGUACGUUCCAUGGACAUAUGAAGGCAGUCAAGGAUGUCACGUUCUCGAACGACGGGCGCAAAUUCCUAUCCUGUGGCUACGACCGCCAGAUGAAGCUCUGGGACACAGAGACUGGCCAAUGCCUGAAACGGUUCAGCAACGGCAAGAUACCGUACGUGGUAAGGUUCCAUCCUGACGAGGACAAGCAACAUAUCUUCCUCGCGGGUAUGUCCGACAAGAAGAUCAUCCAGUACGACAUGAACUCGGGAGAAAUCACGCAAGAAUACGACCAGCAUCUCGGGCCUGUCAACUCGAUCACCUUCGUGGACGAGAAUAGGCGGUUUGUCACCACGUCAGACGACAAGACCAUCCGGGCAUGGGACUUCGACAUCCCCGUCGUCAUCAAGUAUAUUGCAGAGCCGCAUAUGCACUCGAUGCCCGCUGUCACUCUGCACCCGAGCAAGAAGUACUUUGCUGCGCAGAGCAUGGACAACCAGAUCCUGGUUUACAGCACAGACAACUUCCGCCAGGCCCGCAACAAGCGUUUCGCCGGCCACUCCGUUGCAGGUUACGCGUGCCAAGUGGGCUUCUCUCCCGACGGUAAGUGGAUCAGCAGCGGAGACGGCGAGGGCAACGUCGUGUUCUGGGAGUGGAAGACGGGACGAAUCAAGUCGCGUCUCAGGGCCCACUCAAAGGUGGUUAUCGCGCACGAGUGGCUCCCGCAUGAAACGUCCAAGGUUGUUACGGGCUCCUGGGACGGUUUGAUCAAACUCUGGGACUGAUGGACGCUGUGGCUCGUAUCGUAUCUAUCCCUCGCGGCCGUGUACAACAUACGAUCUAUACAAGACAUGUCGAGAUCUC
Molecule: messenger RNA, 1843 nt
Organism: Trametes versicolor FP-101664 SS1
Lineage: Eukaryota; Fungi; Basidiomycota; Agaricomycetes; Polyporales; Polyporaceae
Product: pre-mRNA splicing factor
Exons: 7
Coding region: 7-1764 (585 amino acids)
Biological process (GO): mRNA splicing, via spliceosome
Cellular component (GO): catalytic step 2 spliceosome
Molecular function (GO): mRNA binding; protein binding
Source: RefSeq, a predicted model, not a curated record